This is a messenger RNA of Hippocampus zosterae (dwarf seahorse), 2214 nucleotides long. RefSeq names its product major histocompatibility complex class I-related gene protein-like. Gene Ontology annotation, cellular component: external side of plasma membrane. Gene Ontology annotation, biological process: immune response. The transcript has 7 exons. The record is from RefSeq and is a predicted model, not a curated record. Bases 174 to 1526 code for a protein of 450 amino acids. NCBI's taxonomy places the organism in Eukaryota, Metazoa, Chordata, Actinopteri, Syngnathiformes, Syngnathidae.
ACCCCUCAUUACCAGGAGUUUGUCGCUGUUUCAGCACAAAUCCCACAAACACUGUUUUUCAUCUCAUUUGAAAUCCUCUAACACACACAAACACAGUUGCUGUCGUUUCAGCAACGUACGCAAAACGACGUAAGCAAUUUCGUUUAAAAUCAGGCAGAAAAUGUUUUCUGGCAAUGGAAAAAAAAGGGCUGAGUGACGUCACUGGUAGCCCGAAUUCUAAUUGGUUCAGGAGGCGAACUGGUCCAAGCGUCCGUCUAUUAUUUCCCGUGCGCCCGUGUGACGGACAGCCGCAACUUGUAACUCCUUGUCUUUCUGCGACACAACUUUGGAUACCGAGAAUGUAUCUACUCGUCCUCUUUGUUGCGGCUCUGCAAACACUCAAUGUGACGCCUGCGCUACAUACGCUGCGUUAUUUCGUGACAGCGUCCUCUCAAAUCGCAAAUCUGCCAGAGUACUGGGAGGUCGUGUAUGUGGACGGCGUUCAGAUUUUGCAGUUUGACAGCAAGAGCCGGAAGACGAAAGCCAAGCUGGACUGGGUGAACAAAAUCGCAGCAGAGGAUCCAGACUUGUGGCAGCGAGAGCUGUACAACAGUAUCGACAAUGAGCAGGUGUUCAAAGUCAACCUUGAAAUCGCUAAAGAGCGCUUCAACCAAACCGGAGGCGUUCACAUGAUCCAGCAGAUGCACGGCUGUGAAUGGGAUGACGAGACUGGUGAGGUAGCUGGUUGGGAUCAGCACAGCUAUGACGGAGAAGACUUCAUCUCAUUGGAGUGGAAAACGAUGAGAUGGAUCGCAGUCAAGCCACAAGCGUUCAUCACAAAGAACAAGUGGGAACGAUUGGACGGCUACAAAGAAUACACGAAGAGAUACGUCACAGAGAUUUGUCCUGCUGCCUUGAAGACGUACGUGCGCAAUGGGCGGGACUUCCUGAUGAGAACAGAGCUUCCGACGGUGUUUCUCCUCCAGAAGACGCCUUCCUCUCCGGUCACCUGCUUGGCGACGGGUUUCUACCCCCCCGUAUGGGAUCUUUUCUGGAGGAAGGACGGCGAGCAGCUGUACGAGGACGUGGAGAUGGGCCAGACGCUGCCCAACCACGACGGAACCUUCCAGACCGCGGUCCACCUGAAAGUGGAGCCGGCGCCCGACGCGGAGGCCAAGUACGAAUGUGUGUUCCGGCUGGCCGGCGUCGAGGAAGCCAUCGUCGUCGAGUUGGACGACAAAAACAUCCUGAGCAACGCGCGCGACGCAGAAGAGCGAGUCAAGAUGGUGGUGGCCAUCGCUGUCACGUCGGGGGUCCUGGCUGUGCUGGCGGCGGGGGUGGCGGCGGUCCUUGCCAAGCGUCGCCGGAACAGACAAGCCCGAUACUCUGCAGCGCACGCCAAGAACAAGAGAAGUGGGCCCGCUGAGCACGUUCUCAUUACACCGCCUUUGAAAACGCAGAAGUUUUUCUUUUUCAAGCGGACCAUGAGUGUGAUUUUGCUUCUGUUAAGUAGCGCUCAAAGGUUUCUGGUUUUUGUGGGUUUGUGAUUUCAUGUGGAAAUGAUUUUUUUUUUUUGGAGCAAUUAAUUGACGAAUUCAAGAACUGAAUGUCGUCAAGGUCACGAUUGAAUGGGAUUUUAUGGUCCUCCAAAAAUGUGCUCGAUGGUUUCGACGGCAUCUCUGCAUUCUUGUUUGAUUGGAUUUGCGGUUUGAAAUGUCAACUUUAUCCUCAUAAGUUAUGAAUUAAGUGAUUCUUUGGCACACCCCGAGAGGGAGCCCACGGAGCCAAGGUCGAGAGCGCGACAACGAUUCUUCCAUCACCGCUUUCGCUUGAGCAAACAAAUCUGCCAAAGCGUGCAUUGAUCAGAAAGUCACGUGAACCAUUGCGCUCCUCGUCCGAACAUUUUGGAUCGAUCGCUCGACCAGUGCCACAGAUGGAAAUGGCCACCGGGGUGCACUACUUGGCCGCGGCCAGCAGGGGCGCUGCAGGUUUGCCGUCUCGAGAGGUUGAGCGACAGCCCUGCCGGAAAGUGUCAUGCUCUGUCUGGUUUUGAUUGUGUUUGAGUGAAAGGCGUCGCCCUCCGGCAGGCGCGCCCGCUCCGCCGUUUCCCCAUCGGGUCUCGCCAAGCUUUGUCGCGUGGCCAAGUCACUGUUGGAUGAUUGACUUUGCUCGCUGUUGUAUCCUCGACCUUUCGCUCUCGUUUUGCCGUUGAACUUUGGAAGUAUAUUCAUGAUC